GCCAUGUUAGCUUUUCCGCUCUCGUCAGCAGAGGUUUAGUGUAAAAAAUGUGAAAAUGUGUAUUAGUUUUAAUGUCUGGUAUUAAAAUGUCUGCCAUUAAAAAUGUCUUCUUUUGAUGGGAAAAAAUCGUUGUCAUAAAAAGUUGACAGACACCCAUUCUUGCGUGUGUUUUUUUUUUCUUUUUAGCAAAACCUAAUUAGGCUAGGCCCCAAUGUUAGCCAAGGGGGCGAGUGUUGAUUCGGCAGGCUCCAGGCCUGUGGGUGAAGAAUUAGAUUUUAUAAAGACGCGUCUUAAAUUGAACCCCUCUUAUAAAAAAUGUUAAAAUUAAUUAAUGUAAACCGUUAUAAACCCACUAACAUUGUUUAACGUUACGGAUACUAAACUAUAAAACCUGUCGUUGAUAGAGGCCUGUUGACACAAUGCAAUAACAAUCGUGUGGCGCAUCCGAUCCUUGUUUUUUGAAAAUUACUUCUUUAGUUUCUUUAAAUUUACCACGUUCGUUAUUCCAUAUAAUAGUUUGGUUGGGUAUUACUGGUUGGACAGUGGUCCUAUACUGAAAGUCCAUAUGGAAUAUGACAACUUACCUACAUUUUUAUAAUAGUUGAGUUAUAAUAAUAAGCGGUUAUUUUUUUCCGUUAUGUGUUCCUACAGCGAACUAGCCGAUUGUACAAGGUCAGAGCCUCUGUAAAAUAACUAAAUGUGGUAUAGGUAUGAUGACAGUUGGUCCUUUAAACUUUCUGCCACAGAUCAAAGGCACCAUUAUGCCAUAACGUCCUAACAUAAUUAUGCAUGAACAACUGUAACACAGUCGAACGUACAACAUAGUUGGCUUUGAACAAUGGCCAACAAAGAGCAGUUAAAUAUCCUGGAGCUUUGUGUUUGUGUUUACUCACUCUUUGAGCAAGCUGUAACAUGGUAAUGGAUGCGCCACUCUAAACGAAUGCGUUCUCCUGGUAUCUGGCUUGAUGAGUACCAGUGGGAGGAGAGAAUGGAGUGUCGUAAGCGAAGAAGACAGGAUUCACACAGCAGCGAGAGGGAAAACAAGUCAAGAAGAACCCACCGCAACAAUAGGACAUAUGAGGGACACUACCUUGAGUCCCGCAGUCUGAACCAGAGACCAGACUCUGGGGAAAGACGCACUUGGAACCACAGCCUAGACUGUGAGGAGGACAGUCAAGGAGGGACCUGCAGGGACAGAGACCUUGAUUGGCACCACUACAGCAAGUCAUCAGGGCGGAGUGGUCGGAGUGGGCGCAGCAGACAAAGCAGUCGGAGGCACAGAGAGAGAAGACGCAGGCGUAGUCACUCUCGUCACAGGUCCUCCUCGAGGAGGAGCCAUCGCCGCAGGAAGAGAUCCAGGAGUGUUGAGGAUGAUGGCGAGGGUCACCUCAUCUAUCACAAUGGAGACAUGCUGAGGGCGAGAUAUGAGAUUGUGUGUACUCUAGGAGAGGGUGCCUUUGGGAAGGUGGUUGAAUGCUUUGAUCAUGCUAAUCACGGAGCUCGAGUGGCUCUGAAGAUCAUUAAAAACAUAGAUCGUUACAGAGAGGCAGCGAAGUCUGAGGUAGAAGUCCUGGAACAGCUCAAGACCCUCGACUCUGACAAACGAUAUGCAUGUGUGCAUAUGUUGGACUGGUUCGACUAUCACGGCCAUAUCUGCAUUGCCUUUGAACUGCUAGGUCUAAGCACAUAUGAUUUUCUCAAGGAGAACAACUUCAUGCCGUUCCCCAUUGAGCAGAUCCAACACAUGGCAUACCAGAUCAUCCGAGCUGUUCGAUUUUUGCAUAGGAACAAGCUCACUCACACAGAUCUGAAGCCAGAGAAUAUUCUCUUCAUUAACUCAGACUACAACAUGGAGUACAAUGCUGAAAAGGUCAUUUUUAAACGUGAUGAACGAACACUGAAAAACCCAGAUGUGAAGAUUGUGGACUUUGGUAAUGCCACAUAUGAUCAUGAACACCACACGUCUGUUGUGUCGACUCGUCACUACCGCGCUCCUGAAGUCAUCUUGGAUCUAGGUUGGGACCAUUCCUGUGACGUCUGGAGUGUUGGCUGUAUACUCCUCGAGUACUACCUGGGCUCUACCUUAUUCCAAACCCAUGACAGCAAAGAGCACCUUGCGAUGAUGGAAAGAGUCCUUGGUCCAAUUCCCACAGAGUUGCUGCAGAAAACCAGGAAACGGAGAUAUGUUCACCGUUCCAAACUUGACUGGGAUGAGCACGGUUCUGGAGGCAGAUAUAUCAGAAAACACUUGAAACCCCUGAAGAAUUACAUGGUAUCUAAAGGUGAGAACCACCAGCAGCUUUUUGACCUCCUGGAGAAGAUGUUGGAGUACGACCCAGCCAAGCGUCUUAGCCUUGAACAGGCCCUCCAGCAUCCUUUCUUCUCCUCCUACAGAGUCGGCAGCAGCAGCAGGAGUGGCAGCAGCAGGAGUGGCAACUGCAGCAGUAAAAAAGACUGAGUCCCUCACCUGGCAAAUCCGUUACCUUUGACCUGCAACCUCAAACCCAGUCUGAUGACCACAGUGAUGUUGACAUCACCAUGCGGAGUGCUUGGCCAGUGCUUCCUGUCUCUCCAAGAGAGAUGUGCAUUAACUGACUGUAUCAGUCCACUGCCCUUUCUUACGGCGUGUGCUCCAUGUGUUCAUGUGUUUAUUUCUGGCCUUUUGCAGUUUUUGUUUUUCAUCUGUUUUAGUGGAAUGAUUUUCUUCCACAUCUAUUUAUGUUUGUCCUUGUAAUUUAAACUGUAUCCAUGAAUAUGUAUGCUUGUAGCCUUAAAAAAAAAUCCUCAUGACUGGUUUUUAUCAUCUAUAUCCUGUCAUGUAGCAGACCGAAAACUGCAUCUGUGUAUCCAUUUUGGCAUUAAAGUGUUAUUCAGCAUCGUCCAUUGAUUAAAAAAGUACUGCAGGCAAAACACUUGUAUAUAGAGUUUGUUAACAUUUGUUAAACUUUUCCAUUAAAUAUGUUACAUUUUUCAUUGUCAUGUACAGUUUCUCAAUAAAAUUUAAAUUGUUGACA
Messenger RNA from Cynoglossus semilaevis (tongue sole), 3014 nucleotides. Its product is annotated as dual specificity protein kinase CLK4-like. The transcript has 13 exons. Gene Ontology annotation, biological process: regulation of RNA splicing; peptidyl-tyrosine phosphorylation. Gene Ontology annotation, molecular function: protein serine/threonine kinase activity; ATP binding; protein tyrosine kinase activity. Lineage: Eukaryota; Metazoa; Chordata; Actinopteri; Pleuronectiformes; Cynoglossidae. The record is from RefSeq and is a predicted model, not a curated record. Gene Ontology annotation, cellular component: nucleus. The coding region runs from base 923 to 2458 and encodes 511 amino acids.